UGCACGGGCCGAGGUGCAGAAGCCUUCCCUCCUCCCUCCGUCCCUCCUCCCCUCCACACAGCCGCGUCUCUGCAGCCUCCCCAGCGCGCUGUGAUCCGGAGCCGGGACACUUCCGCCUUUCACCGCCUUAGUCUCCAUUUAAAAGAAGAGAGAGGGAGGAGACUUUCUCCUCAGGAGUGACAAGCAGAGAAAACACACACACACACACACAGCCUGCUGCGGGAGUGAGAGAGCGUGUGAUGGACAGAGCAGUGUGAUGGAGGGAGGGAAACUUGUGCGCGUGUGACAGAAGAGUGGUAUUUGUUGUGAUACUGUGUUGUGAUACUGUGUUGUGAUACUGUGCUGUGAUACUGUGUUGUGUGUGUACUCUGUGAGAAGAUGACCUGCAGGAGCUUGACUGUGCUGCUGUCCAGCCUUCUUCUUUGCCACCUGUUUCCUUCAUACACACACGGCAGCUCACUGGUAUCCAAUGCCACUCAGUUCAACUCCUCUCACGCUGCGUCUAAUAUGGUGGAGCUUAAACCUGCACUUCCUGGUAAAGCUAUGGCCAUUUCCUCGUCCCAGAUCCAUGCCCAUAAAGCGCGUGCAGCAGAGGAGCCUGGAAGCAGUGGACUGGGUGAAAACAGGCCUUACCUACCCAGCGCUGACUCAGUUGAACAGGAGCACCGAACUGACGUGGCUGUAGGUGGCAUGGGUGCAGGUCUACCCACCAUGUCUCACGGCAAAGCCCAGCUGGACUUUAAAGAGGAAAACACAGAAGACACUGCCCCUCGCUGGCACAGUAAAAUUCUACAGCCUGAUGGAAGUGUCCUAGAUCUUGACAGUCAUUCUUCUUCACAUGAGCGAUCGUUGUUCUUCAGCAAGCCAGAUGAUUCCAGCCCCAUCAUUAAAGUGAGCUUUUCUGAACCUGAUCAACACCACCAGAUUGAAAUCCCACCUCAGGAGGUUCAGAGUGGAGAUCCCACCUCUUGGACAUUGUCCGAUUUUUACGAUUAUCUGUCACCUGACUACUCCACCACUGAGAGCUACGCCGAUGAUGACCGGUCCACACGUGCAGACAUGGAGGAUGAAAAUAUUCCGCUGGUUAAGAAGGCAGGUCCUGCUAACUCACAGUCUUUGACCCCUGACGAUGGUGCGUCCGGUGGGGAUGAUCUGGCAGGACCUCCAGGGGCUGUGGUUAGGGUCGAGAACGGCGGUUGCCUUCUGGGAUUCGUUCGCAGGAAUGGCACCUGCCACUCACCUUGUGAUGUCUACACCAGUUACUGCUUUAAUGGAGGCCAGUGCUAUGUGGUGGAGGGGAUUGGAGCAUUUUGCAGGUGUAACAUACAGGACUACAUGUGGAACAAAGGUACCAGGUGUGAGUCCGUCAUUACAGAGUUCCAAGUGAUGUGCGUUGUGGUGAGCGGCGUUUCAGUCACGCUGCUCGUCCUCUUUAUGGUAAUAGUGUUCUUCUCCAAGCGACUCCAUGUACUGAAAAUUGAAAACAGACAACUGCGAAAACGCAGUAAGUCCAGGCCCCAGUCGGAGCAGCACAAUGAUAACUUCUCGCUGUCCACCGUUGCUGAAGGCUCACAGGCAAACGUAAGGAAUGAGUGUGGCUCUCCAUCUAACCCUCCUCAUGCUUUGGCUUACUAUGAUAACAUUAUCUGUCAGAAUGACACUGCCAAGCCAGAGGAGCCAGAGGAGCCAGAGGAGCCAGUCAAAACCCCUGCUAAGGAGGAUGAGUCUCUGAACAUCCAGAACUCGCUGACACCUAAACAUGAGAACAACCCCAUCGUCAGUGACGAUCAGGAAGAGAGCGGUGUGACCAUCGAUUUGGAGCUGCUCCUCCCUAACAAGGCGAAGACGCACCCUGAGACAAGCCCACCACUUCACUAUAAUGUCUUCCUCUAUAAGCUCCCCAAAUCCCCCAAAAUAUCCCCAGGACGAUCCAGGCAAGGCAAAGUCCUCCCACAGAUACGGCCCAGACGAGGCUCUGAGCCCGGCUAUAGCCCGAUGUCCUCCAGGACGCCCAACCCUCGCCUGGGGAAAGCCUGCACACCAUAACACUUUGAAAAAUGUUUUAAUGGUCACCAUGACGAUGCCACUGCAAUGUCUGGGAAUGACAAACUGACAGCUGCUUAAAGGACCCAUCUUCUCACUGAGAUUUGGCCAACAGUCUCAAAGUCAGGUACACACGUAGUCAACACACCUGUACCAUAAACAAAUAACAAGCUGAAACAUAGGAUUUUACCCACGGAUCUCAUGUAAGAAUAUAAAGUACCAAUAUAUUCCAAAUGCACACUGGAUAGUAAUGACUGUAAUGACCAAGAAUCUACCAACACUGGCUGACCUGUAAUCAUUCCCAAAACACUUCUGAUAUCAAACAUGAAUGUCUGCCACGACUCCAAUAUCUCAUCUGUCACGUCAUACAGCAAACAAAUGUUCUGAAGGAUAACUAAUUCAUUAAUUAAUGAGGUGCUUUUUUCACAUUUUUAAUCUGAUUAAUACUUUUCAUUUAGAAUAAACACUUUGAAUUAUGUGAAUACUUCAUAA
This is a messenger RNA of Pangasianodon hypophthalmus (striped catfish), 2535 nucleotides long. RefSeq names its product chondroitin sulfate proteoglycan 5b (gene cspg5b). Lineage: Eukaryota; Metazoa; Chordata; Actinopteri; Siluriformes; Pangasiidae. Gene Ontology annotation, biological process: nervous system development. The record is from RefSeq and is a predicted model, not a curated record. Bases 379 to 2046 code for a protein of 555 amino acids. The transcript has 6 exons.